Boleophthalmus pectinirostris (great blue-spotted mudskipper) is the source of this 4044-nucleotide messenger RNA. RefSeq lists its product as uncharacterized. The coding region runs from base 1322 to 3112 and encodes 596 amino acids. The transcript has a single exon. Gene Ontology annotation, molecular function: catalytic activity. NCBI's taxonomy places the organism in Eukaryota, Metazoa, Chordata, Actinopteri, Gobiiformes, Gobiidae. The record is from RefSeq and is a predicted model, not a curated record.
UCUCAUCAGCCAACAUUUCUGUGGCCCCAGCAGUGUGUUGUGUUCUCAUACAGGAAGCUGCAGAUGCGAAAAGAACAUGAAUAUCAAACAGUUUACUCACUGUUCUGAUAUUAGAUGUGAAAGGCCAAACAGACACAGGUCUAGUCUAGUAUCUACAACAGUGUCUGCAAAAUCUGUUAAAUGAGCCUCAUGUCCACCUUAUAUCUGACCUGUCCAGGCAGGAUUCUUUACUUUUCACUUUACAAACAUGCACGGAUUGUUAAAAGCAGAUAAUGUAUUCCCAGAAUGAAAUGCACACGUUGAAGGUUUAUGUUACGUGAAUAUAAGUAAAUAUAAGCUUUGACAUGUUUAAUGUUUUAUACAUUAAACAUAAAAAACUGUGUCUUUUAUGUGUAAUGCAUGAAAUAAUGCGUGUUUUUAUCUUACUGCACUUACACUUAUACUGGCCAACUGUUUACAAGUUUAACCCAGUCACUGUGCGUGAAAAUGCGGCGUUUUCUCCUCGUAGCUUCAUUAAAUCACUCCGUGGGCUUCUUUACCCCAAACAGUAAAAACAUGAUUAGUGUUUGAUGGAAAUCUGUCCAAAUAUGAAAGUUUGAGCUGACUUUUCAUCGCGUUAGCUGCAGAUUACUAAUCAAACUUUUAGCUCAAAUCUCCGAGGUUCACGCAGUUAAAAAUAAACUUAUUUGACAGUUUUGUGGGAGUUAUGGCUGUAUUUUACAUUUACAGUUGUGUUAGUAAUGAUUUCCUAAAGUUAAAAGCGUGUUACUCACAUGUUUUCUCCGUCUUCCAGAUGGUCGUUUUGCUCUGUGUUUAUAUGUGCGAACAAAUUCCAUAACGUAAAAACAAUCUUAUUUGAUAAACAUUUAAUUGCGGUCAAAAUAAAUCGUAUCGUCGCCCCAUACGUCUACAUAAAAGUAGAGAUGACGUCUUUGGUGGAGGUCACGUGUUUCCGGUCUGGAGUGGAGCUCCACUUUCCCCAUGUGUCUGCAGCCAGACCCUCUUGGCUACGGUACCUGCACGUGAAUAACUGUUUACUUCCCCCACACACCGCCCAGCUGCCUCUUCCUCAGACCGUUCAACGCGCUGCUGGUCUCAGACUAGCACCCCCUCCCUGUCUCCACGAGAACAGCACCAUAUUGAACAUACUGGGUCACCACCACCUCCAACCCUGUCACCACCAGUGCCAGCUGGGUCACCAGGAUCAGGUCCACUUGUACAUGAUAUCCCAGUUCGUAUAACUCGACCUAUUCAAACUAAAAGACAUACGAAAGCUAGAUCUAUUAGUCGGAAUAAUAUUUUAAUUACUCAUGCUAAUACAAUGAACAAAAUACCACUGACAUGUAAAAUGGGACUUUUAAAUGUUAGAUCUCUGGCCAAUAAAUCUUUUAUAAUUAAUGAUAUGAUUGUAGAUGAGGCUGUAGACUGUAUGUUUUUAACAGAGACAUGGACAGGCACAGAUGGAGCCGUAACCCUAAACGAAACCACACCUCCUAACUAUAGUUAUUCGUAUUCAUCUCGCCUCAAUAAAAAAGGAGGUGGCACAGCCAUAAUCCUCUCUGCUAAACAUAAUUUCAAAAAUAUUCAUUUCAAUCAGUACCCUUCAUUUGAGCAUCACUCCCUGGUCUUAACAAAUCCUUCCAUCCUCCUUAUUUGUAUUUAUCGCCCACCUAAACACUCCUCUUCUUUUACGGCAGAUUUCUCAGACCUCCUGUCCAUUGCUCACUCAAAUUACAAUAGAAUUAUAAUUGUAGGGGAUUUUAAUUUACACAUUGAUGUUAAAUCAGACUCACUAGCGACAGAUUUUUUAAACCUUUUAAACUGUAUGAAUUUUAAACAAAAUGUUUUACAGCCCACCCACAACAGAGGCCAUAUAUUAGAUUUAGUAAUUUCAUAUGGAAUAUCAGUAGACAUUGCCUCUGUUGUGGACGUGGGCUUUUCAGACCAUGACUGUAUAUUUUUUAAUAUAACUUUUGAGCAACCCCCCAUAUCAGAAUGCAUUGUCAGAAAGCGCUGUAUUACUGCUGAAGUCACAACAAACUUUACAGAAAUAUUAGACAACACUCCAACUCCUUUUUUACCAUCCUCAUGUGAUUUUACUGUAGAAUAUUUUAAUAAUAAAUUAAAAUCUACCCUUGAUGCUGUGGCACCUCUAAAACUCAAAACUGUGAAGACAAAAAAGUCUCCUUGGAAAAAUGAAAAAACAAGACAACUGAAGCAAAAUUGUAGAAAAGCAGAAAGAAAAUGGCGCAAGAAUAAAAUUACAAUAAACUAUGAAAUUUACCGUGAACAAGUGAGAAAAUACAAUAAUGGUAUGAAAUGCGAAGCAUACCUCUCCCAACUUAUAAAUAAUAACAUUAAAAAUCCCAGGAUUCUAUUCUCCACGAUUAGUUCGGUUAUCGACCCUGUUCGUAAUUGGAAGGAGCCAUCAAACAUGCCAAACUGUGAGGAUUUUGUGACUUACUUCAGCAAUAAAAUACAGUCCAUUAGAGCUGAAAUGCAGCAGAUACAACCAAGUAACAUCUGUAUUUUAUCAAACACACUUGAUAGUUUUGCCCUGGUUGAUGCUACGACUCUUAACAAAAUAAUUUUACAAUUGAAACCAGCCACUUGUUUUUUAGAUCCUAUCCCUACAUCACUUUUUAAAUCAGUUUUUAAUUUUUUAGCCCAAGAAGUCCUUAACAUUGUAAAUUUGUCGCUGCAGACAGGGGUUUUUCCAACACCACUCAAAACUGCUAUGGUCAAACCUCUGCUUAAAAAGGACAACUUGGACCCCUCCCUGCUCAGUAACUACAGACCUGUGUCCAAUCUGCCGUUUUUAAGUAAAAUUUUAGAGAAAAUAGUUUUUAACCAAAUUAAUGAUUUUAUGAUUGCCAACAAUAUCUUUGAAAUUCAUCAAUCUGGUUUUAGAGUUCACCACAGCACAGAGACUGCACUAGUAAAAAUCCUAGAUGAUAUAAGAUCCAACAUGGACAAGAAGAAUUUGUCAGUCCUGGUGCUGUUGGAUCUCACGGCAGCAUUUGACACUGUAGACCACUGUAUUUUACUAGAUAGAUACAUUAUGCAGUCGGUCUCUCUGGGUCUGUUUUUAACUGGUUCAAAUCUUUUUUAACAAACAGGGAUUUUUAUGUUAGUCUUGGGGAACACUCCUCCGCAAAAUGUAAAAUGGAGUGCGGUGUUCCCCAGGGCUCAAUUUUAGGUCCAACCCUUUUUAAUCUUUACAUGCUGCCACUAGGACAGGUCAUCAGGAGACACGGUGUUAACUUUCAUAGCUAUGCUGAUGAUACCCAGCUCUAUAUCGCCGUGUCUCCUGGUGACCUGAGCCCGAUCGACACCCUUUUUACCUGCAUUUUAGAUAUUAAGUCCUGGAUGGCAGCAAACUUCCUCCAGCUCAACCAGGGCAAAACCGAGGUUUUAAUUAUUGGUCCUGAAGCUCAGAGAGAGAGGCUCAAAGCUCCAAACCUACUCACUGAACCCCUGUGAGAGGGUCAAGAGUUUAGGAGUUACUCUUGAUAGUGAGCUUAGCUUUGAGCCACACAUCAGGUCCAUCACUAAAUCUGGUUUUUAUCAUCUAAAAAAUAUUGCCAGAGUCUGACCAUUUCUCUAUCAAGCCAGUGCAGAGAUUUUAAUACAUGCUUUUAUUACAAAUCGUGUUGAUUACUGCAAUGCUCUCCUUUCUGGUCUUCCAAAGAAAUCUACAUACAGCUCCAUUGCAGCUCCUCCAAAACUCUGCAGCACGACUGCUGACAAGGACCAGGAAGCGAGAGCACAUCACCCCAGUACUGAAGUCUCUGCACUGGCUCCUGUGAGCUUCAGGAGAGAUUUUAAAGUUCUUUUAUUAGUUUAUAAAGCUCUUAAUGGUCUUAGUCCUAUUUAUUUAUCUGAUCUGCUUUUAUCAUAUGAGCCUCUCGGACUCUCAGGUCCUCAGGUAGUCUUCUUUUAACUGUCCCAAGAGUCCAAACUAAAACUAACGAUGAGGCGUCAUUCAGUUUUUACGGCCCCCGUUUGUGGAACAGUCGACCUGAGGAUCUGAGGUCCGCUGCG